Molecule: messenger RNA, 1555 nt
Organism: Ceratotherium simum simum (southern white rhinoceros)
Lineage: Eukaryota; Metazoa; Chordata; Mammalia; Perissodactyla; Rhinocerotidae
Source: RefSeq, a predicted model, not a curated record
GCGGGACUCCGCACCUCCGUGAGUUGUGGCUUACUUUUUCACUUUUUUUAAGAGUGCAAGGACAAUGCUGAAAGGAAUGACAAGGCUUAUCUCCAGGGUCCAUAAGUUGGACCCUGGAUGUUUUUUGCACACGGGGACCAGGGUACCCCAAAGCCUUCCUGCUCACCUGGAUAACCAGGUUCCAAUUGAGAGUCCCAGAGCUGUAUCCCGCACCAGUGAGAAUGACCCGGCCAAGCAUGGGGAGCAGCAUGAAGGUCAGCACUACAACAUUGCCCUCCAGGAUCUGAAGACUGUGUUCCCCCAUGGCCUGCCUCCUCGCUUUGUAAUGCAGGUGAAGACAUUCAAUGAAGCUUGCCUGAUGGUAAGGAAACCAGCCCUAGAGCUUCUGCAUUACCUGAAAAACACCAAUUUUGCUCAUCCAGCUGUACGAUAUGUUCUCUAUGGGGAGAAGGGAACAGGAAAAACCCUCAGUCUUUGCCAUAUUAUUCAUUUCUGUGCAAAACAGGACUGGCUGAUACUGCAUGUUCCAGAUGCUCAUCUUUGGGUGAAAAACUGCCGGGAUCUUCUGCAGUCCACUUACAACAAACAGCGUUUCGAUCAACCUUUAGAGGCUUCCAUCUGGCUGAAGAAUUUCAAAACUGCAAAUGAACGUUUCUUGAGUCAGAUAAAAGUUCAAGAGAAGUAUGUCUGGAAUAAGCGAGAAAGCACUGAGAAAGGCAGUCCUCUGGGAGAAGUAGUUGAACAGGGCAUAAUGCGGGUGAGGAACGCCACAGAUGCAGUUGGAAUUGUGCUCAAAGAGCUAAAGAGGCAAAGUUCUUUGGGUAUUUUUCACCUCCUGGUGGCAGUGGAUGGAGUCAAUGCUCUCUGGGGAAGGACCACACUGAAAAAAGAAGAUAAAAGCCCGAUUGCCCCAGAGGAACUAGCACUCAUUUACAACCUGAGGAAAAUGGUGAAAAAUGAUUGGCACGGAGGCGCCAUUGUGUUGACUCUGAGCCAGACUGGAUCUGUCUUUAAGCCCCGGAAAGCCUAUCUGCCCCAGGAGUUGCUGGGAAAGGAAGGAUUUGAUGCCCUGGAUCCCUUUAUUCCCAUCCUGGUUUCCAACUAUAACCCAAAGGAAUUUGAAAGUUGUAUUCAGUAUUAUUUGGAGAACAAUUGGCUUCAACAUGAGAAAGCUCAUACAGAAGAUGGGAAAAAGGAGCUGCUAUUCCUAAGUAAUAUGAAUCCCGGGCAGCUGGAGCGGCUCUGUGCCUACCUCUAAGCCAUGGUCACAACACGCGUGGAAGACAAUGGACAUUUCCUUUAAGAGACCAGACCCAAGCAGAUGGGGAAGUCCCACAGUACGGAAGAGGAGCAGCCAGGCCCCUGGACUCCUGGGCUUGGACAGGACUGCAGUUAGCUCCGAACCUUCGUUGAAAUGGGUUCCUUAUGAAGUGACUGUAAUGGCAAUAAGAUGUCCUCUUGUUCCUGAAACUAAUAUCAGUUUAUUAGAUGUGGUUUUCACAUUUGAAAUAAUCAUGGAUCUUUUCCUUAUAAUUAAAUUAAGUAUCUUUCUUAA